AUGGCGGCCCUGCUCUUGGGGCAGCUUCGUUCCCGCUUGGCCCGAGCGCCUUCGGGGGCGGGGCGAUGGCGGGAGUACCGUGGGGGCCCUGGAACGCCGAGCUCCGCGGUGAGAGUCAGGUUCGCCCCGAGUCCCACAGGCUUCAUGCAUUUGGGAGGCCUACGCACUGCCUUAUACAACUACCUCUUUGCCAAGAAAUACAAAGGGAGUUUCAUCUUAAGGUUGGAAGACACAGAUCAAACUCGCCUGGUGCCUGGGGCUGCAGAGAACAUUGAGGAUAUGUUGGAAUGGGCAGGCAUUCCCCCUGAUGAAAGCCCUCGACGUGGAGGUCCUGCUGGGCCCUACCUGCAGUCUCAACGCCUAGAGCUGUAUGCCCAAGCUAGUGAGGCACUGUUGCAGACUGGGGCUGCUUACCGUUGCUUCUGUACACCCCAGCGACUGGAGCUGCUGAAAAAAGAGGCCUUAAGGAAUCAUCAGACACCACGGUAUGACAAUCGGUGCCGACACUUGAAUCCUGAGCAUGUAGCCAGGAAACUGGCAGAGGGGUCUAAGCCAACUAUCCGCUUCCGUCUAGAGGAGGGAGCUGAGACUUUCCAGGACCUGGUAUAUGGCUGGAAUCGGCACGAAGUAGCCAGUGUUGAGGGUGAUCCUGUGAUCCUGAAGAGCGAUGGCUUCCCCACCUAUCACCUGGCCUGUGUGGUUGAUGACCAUCAUAUGGGCAUCAGCCAUGUCCUUCGAGGCAAGGAGUGGCUUGUCUCUACUGCCAAGCAUCUGCUUUUAUACAGGGCCCUGGGUUGGGAGCCACCCCACUUUGCCCAUUUGCCUCUGCUUCUCAAUAAGGAUGGCAGCAAGUUGUCUAAGCGGCAAGGGGACAUCUUCCUGGAACACUUUGCUUCAGCUGGCUUUCUCCCAGAGACUUUGUUAGACAUCAUCACUAAUUAUGGCUCAGGAUUUGCAGGGAACCAGAUGGGGAGGACGCUGCCAGAGUUGAUAGAACAGUUUGACUUAACUGGGGUCAGCACCCACUCAGCCCUUCUGGAUCUGGAGAAACUUCCUGAAUAUAACAGGCUGCAUUUGAUUCGAUUGUUGAAUGAUAAGGCUCAGAGGCUCCAGCUUGUGAAAGAGGUUCGGGUCAUGGUGGAGGAGGUAUAUGGAGAGCAGCUGGAGGACAGGGAUGUCCUCAGUGACGCAUCCAUAGACAGAAUUCUUUUGCUAGGACAGGGGCGCAUCAGUCGCUUGAAGGACUUGGUCUCACCGGCGUAUUCCUACCUGUGGACGCGCCCUGCUGUGGCCAGAGCACAGCUUCAGACCAUCUCAGGAGAACUGGAUGUGAUUGCUAAGCUGGUCCUGGGGUUGUUGGAAACACCUGGCAUAUCUCUCACUCAGGAGGUGUUGAACCAAGAGCUGAAAAAACUAUCAGAGAAGACAGAAGGUGUCGAGUAUGUCAGAAUGAUGAAACUUCUUCGGGUGGCACUUACUGGACAGCAGCAUGGUCCAACUGUUGCAGAGAUGAUGGUGUCCUUGGGACCAAGGGAAGUUCGGGAACGGAUACAGAGGGUGCUUUCAAGCUAGGAAGAUUGUCAGGAUGAAUGCACAAAGACAGCUGGUAAACCACUUUUCUGGAAAUUGCUAUUGGGACAUUGUGGCUGAAACCAGUGUUCAACAGGAAGUCUCUGGUAUUGAUGUGAGAACUGUAUUUCUGAUUGUAGAUAGGUGGGCAUGGGCUGCAGGUAGGAUGUAUUUGAUGGUUCCCUCUGGUUUAAUUUUUCUGAUCUGUUGGUCUGGGGAGAGCCCAUCCCUUUCAGACCAUCUUUCCAUUUCCUUGCAGCAUAUUACAUACCAAUGGUUUGGGAUUGGUUCCUGGUUCCUGGAAGUAGUUCCCAUCUAAACAUUGUGGCAGAACUACAGGCUCACAGAUAGGACUCAGGAUUAAUUAUCUGAGAUUUGUUACUAUCUGGUCUUGUGUCAGAGAGCUCCAUGAUCCCUUGCUCUAAGUCCCCAGAGUGAGGCUUAACUAGGUAGGAUCUUGGGGGAUCACCCACCAGUGUGAGGGUGGGUGGGCAAGGCUGAGAGAACCCUGGCAUUCAUUAGAAUGAUGUUUUCUGCUUCAUUGCUAAUCUAGUGUCAAGGAGUAUUUUCCAGAUAGAAAUGGAACAUUUUCUUUUUUUAUUGUCAUGCAAAAUACACUUUCAUAUUGGUCAUUGUUGUAAGAGCACACUCAUACAUAACCAAACCCCCCAAGUAAAACCAGAUAUACUGAUGGGAAAGACAACUCCAGCAGUUCUUUCUCUGGAGGUGGAUAACAUUCCUUGUCAUAAGUCUUUCAGGACACCCCAGAUUGCUGAGAGAAAUUUUCACAGAUAAUCAUCAUUUAGUAUUGCUGUCAUUGUGUAUUAUGUUCUCUGAGAGUUCUGCUCAUUUUGCUCUACAUCAGUUCCCAUAGAUCUUACCAGCUUUUUCUGAAAUCAUUUUGCUUAUUAUCAUUUUCCAUAGCACAAUAGUCUUUCAUUACUAACAUAUACCACAAUUUUUUCAGCCAUUCCCCAACUGAUGGACAUCUGUAAAAAAUAGACUCGAACUCUGGACUUCAAUCCCCACAAGCCCUUGCUCCACUUCCCCAAAAUGCUUUGUAAUCUCAUGGAAUUCUGAGGUGGGCUGAGAUUGAGAAGGGAUUUAACCUGAUUGCAAAGGCUUUUGUGGUCUCUUUUGGACUUCCGUUUUGGAGCAGACGCGGCUCUUCCAUGAUGUGAGAUUAUCUUGUCUAGGCCUCUCUGGCCUAGGCACACAUUUUUUAUCCUUUAUUUCUUUUAAUCCUUAAUCUCUAAUAAACCUCUAAAAAAUAUAAUACUCCUUGCAGAGAGAAACUAAUUUCUACCUGCCUCAGUCUCCCCUAAAUUUUAAUCUUUACAUAUCCAUUCAAUGAAAUGGAAGAUUUUCUUUUGUUAUUUAUUUCAUUUUAAAAUUUAUUUAGAGUAUUUUUCCAUGGUUACAUGAUUCAUCUUUUUUUCCUCCCCUCUUCUCUCCCCACUUCCAGAGUUGACAAGCAAUUCCACUAGGUUAUAUGUGUAUCAUUGUUCACAACCUAUUUCCAUAAUAUUUGCAAUAGAGUGAUUGAAAUAAAAGAUUUUCUAAACCCUCAGAUUGGAAUGAAUACUUCUGAAGUCCUUUGUAUACCCAAAGACCACCCAUAUCAAGUAGCUGUGAUUUGGUAGGUUAAAAAUUUUAUCAUUUUUGUUAAUGCCUUUUUAAUAUUUCCCUCCCAUUAUUCCUCCUCUAUGAUCCAUCUCUUGGAAAAAGCUUUAAAAAAAGAGAGAAAAAAGUAACUUGGCAAAACUGACCAUGUAUGACAGUAUCUGUAAUAUUUCAUAUCCAGUUUUCCUUCCUCACUCAGUUCAUGAAGAGAGGGAGGUAUAUUUUUCCAAUUCUUUUCCAGACCAAGCUUGAAUAUUAUAAUUAUGCAGUAUUAGGAAAGGGACUUUUUAUACUGUUCUUCCAUGACAAUUAACAAUAAAAACCCAUGGAAAGUUCUAGAUGGGCUUUGUGUUUUCUUCAAAAACAGGGGAGCUAGAAGAAACUAGGGCUACCUUCUUUGUCACAGUGGAUCAGGAAGUUGCAUGUCAGAAGCAGUAGAUGCUGUGUUUUAUAGGGAAGGCAGAGUUGGGAGGCCACUUCAUGGGGCCAGCAGAAGGAAAGAAAGAGUGAGUUGGAAUUGAGAUAGAUAGAUCCCCAAGGUAGGAUACUGAGAAGAGGUCCUGCUUGUUACAAUCUUCCAUCUUUCCCAUAUAGCUGCUUUCCUACUCCUUAUUCCUAGAACAAAGAUUCUUAACUUGAGGUCUGUGAACUUCAAAAAUAUGUAUUUAAUCCCCUCCCCACCUCCAUUACAUAUAAAAACAGUUUUUAAUAUUUGUUUUUUGAGUUCUAAAUUCUCUCCCUCUGUGAUCCUUCCUCUCACAGAUGGUAAGCAAUUUGCUAUCAGUUAUACAUUUCCAUUAUGCAAAACAAUUCCAAUUUUUUCAUGUGAAAAAAAAACACCACCAAAAAAAGCCCAUGAAAAAAUAAAGUGAAAAAUAGUGUGCUUCAAAUUGCAUUCAGAUGCUAUAAGUUCUUUCUCUGGAGGUGGAGAGCAUUUUUCAUCCUAAGUCCCUUAGAAUUGUCUUAGAUCAUUGUAUUGCUGAGAAUAGCUAAGUUAUUUUCAGUCGUUCAUUAUACAGUAUUGCUAUUACUAUGUACGAUGUUCUUCUGGUUCUGUUCACUUCACCUUGCAUCAGUUCAUGUAAGUCUUUCCAGGUUUUUUUGAAAUCAUCCUGUUAGUAAUUUCUUAUAGCACAAUAGUAUUCCAUUACAAUCAUAUGGUAUAACUUGUUCAGCUAUUCUCCCUUUUAUGAACAUCCCCUCAAUUUCCAAUACUUUGCUAUAAAAAGAGCUGCUAUAAAUAUUUUUGUACAAGGAAAUCCUUUCCUCCAUCUUUGAUCUCUUUGGGAUAUAGACCUAGUAAUGGUAUUUGGAUCAAAGAGUAUGCACAGUUUUAUAGUCCUUUGGGCAUAGUUGUUUUUUUAAACCCUUAUUUUUGUCUUAAAUUGAUACCAAGUAUAGAUUCCAAAGUAGAAGGGCUAGACAACUGGGGUUAAGUGACUUUCUCAGGGUUAUAUAGCUAGGAAGUAUCUGAGGUUAGAUUUGAACCUAGGACCUCCUGUCUUCAGGCUUGGCUCUCUAUCUAUUGAGCCACCUAGCUGCCCAAGGCAUAGUUCAAUACAAUUUUUAAUAAUCAUUUUUUGACAUUUUGCAAUCCAGGUUCUCUCCCUCCCUUCUUCCUACCUUUCCCCCUUCCCCAAGAAGGCAGGUAAUAUGAAUAUAGGUUGUACAUGUGUUAUACAAUACAUGUUUCCAUAGUUGUCAUGUUGUAAAAGAAUUACAUAUUACUUAUACUAGACAAAAAUUCACGUAGGAAAUAAAGUGAAGAAUGGUAUGCUUCAAUCUGUAUUCGGGUUCUGUCAGUUCCCUCUAUGGCAGUGGAUAACCUUUUUUGUCAUGAGUCCCUUGGAGUUGUCCUGGAUCCUUGCAAUUGUAAAAGUUAAAAUUAAAAUCUCAAUAAUAAAAAUAUUAUAUUUUAAGAGAUUUAUUAAUGAUCAUUAGAAAUCAAGGAAUAAAGAAGAUACAAAAUAAAGACCACGUGCCCAUGGCUGAUCAGCCAGUUCAAACACUCACCUUAACACCACCAAGCUCGGGACAGGAAGGAAAGAAGUGGGACCCUUCACGUCUUUGCCUAAUAUCACCUGUCUUCAGGAAGUCAGUGGGCUCCUGGGAAAUGUAGUUCUUUUUAGGGUGACAUUUUCAAUUAUACACAAUGCUGAUAGUGAUGAAGUCAUUUACAGUUGAUCAUUAUACAUUAUUACUGUUACUGCAUAUAACAUUGUCCGGUUCUGCUUACUUCACUUUGUAUCACUUCUAUAAGUCUUUACAGGAUUUUGAAUCAUCUUAUUUAUCAUUUCUUAUGGCACAAUAGUAUUCCAUUAAUUUGCCACAACUUAUUUAGUCAUUCCCCAAUUGAUAGACAUCCCUUUGGUUUCCAGUUCUUUGCCACCACAAAAAGAGCUGCUAGGAUAUUUUUGUGCAAGUAGGUCCUUUCUCCUAUGCUAUGUUGAUUCUUAUGUGCUUCCUCAUGUGAGAUAAUUUGUCCCUCGAAUUCUCUCCUUUCGUCUUUUUCCAGGUUAUUCCUCUUUAUUGUCCCUUGAUUUUGUUUUAUAUCAUCCGUCAUAUUCAACUUACUCCCUGCUCUCUAUGUAUGUUCCUAUUCACUCCCCUAACAGUAAUAAAGUUCUUUAGUAUCCUAAGUACCUAGAUAACUUAGGGUACUUCAAGUAUCAUAGAUAUCUUAAGUAUCUCAGUUAUCACUUUCUUCAGUAUUUAACUCUGUUGUUUCCCUUGUUUACCUUAAAUAUCUUAAGGACUUUAUCUUUUGUAUCUUAAGUAUCUUAGAAUAUGCAGGAAUGUGAUCAGUUUAAUUUUACUGUGUGCCUUGAGAAUUUUUUUUUCUGUGUAACUUUUUAUGUUUCUCUUGAGUGUUAAAUUUAGUUACAGAAUUUUCUUUUCAGCUCUGGUCUUUAGUUAGGAAUGCCUAGAAGUCCUCUAUUUUAUCAAAUGAGCAUUUCUUCCCCUGGAGUAGAAUGUUCAGUUUCACUGGGUAGGUGAUUCUUGGUUAUAGACUUAGAUCCUUUGCCUUGUGGAAUAAUAUAUUCCACACCUUGCAGUCCUUUAAUGUAAGAGGUUGCUAGGUAUAAUCCUGAUUAUGACUUCAGGGUAUUUGAGUGAGACAAGAACUUCCUGCUGUCCUAUCUUUUCUUUGGCUGAAACCCCGAUUCAUUCUAUGUUCCUUACCCUGCCAUCUUGUUUGCCAGAAAUGGCAGUCAUCCUUAGGUGUCUUUCUUUAGCUCUUAAUUGAUUGUGGUGAGUUGAGGGAUUAAAAAAAAAUUAUUUCAGGGCUAGAAAAGGCCAUUGAUAUAUCUAGUUCAACCUCAUUUAAUAGAUGAGGAAACUUAGGCCCAGAGAUGUUAGGCAGUAUCAUGCUCAGGGUCCCAAAAGAAUGUGCAGGCCCAGAAACAAAGGAAAACCCUUUAGAAAAAAAGGCUCCUCAAUGACUUAUUUUUCCUGAAACCUCCCCAAAUUUUGAAUUAAUAACUUUUUUGAAUAAUUCAAAAUUUAAUGUUCAUAUCUUCCCUCCCUCCAGACUUGCAAAAUAAUUUCAAAAAACUAUAUGUAACUCUGAAAAUCUUUUAUAUUUUAGGACCUCCACAUUACAUUUUAGGAGGCAGGAGAAGGGAUCAGACAUAGCUUGAGUUUCUACCCGGAAACCUGAGAAAAUAUCUCUUCUGGGCUGAUUAAAAUUAGCAUCAACUCCCCACUUGUCAGUAAGCUGGCCACAGUGUAUCAGACAACAGAUAACAGGAAAGGGAAGGAAUAAACAUUGUAUAUUCUGUAUCAAGUAACUACUAUAAUCCCAUUCCCCAAAGAUUCCCCAAUGAGUUACCAAAACAUCAUUUGGAAUCCCAUGGAAAAGGCUUCUUGGGGUGGGUUCCUUCUUGAAUUGUUCUCAUUGUGUCCAUUAAGAGCAGCAUGCCCUUCCUCCUUUGAAGGAUCAUAGAUUUAGGGCUGAAAGAGAUCCUAGAGUCCAGCCCCCUCAUUUCUGGAGGAAGAAAUAGACCAGAGUGGUUAAGGGCUUUGCCACUAAAAGUCAUGCAUGAAGUAAGAGUCACAAGUCCUCUGAAUCCAAAUCCAGCUUUCCUCUAUGCUAGGGCUGCCCCUUUAGGCAGAGCCUCACCCUGAAGCAGGAUCUUGGUAUCAUUGCCACAGUGUGAUAAUGUCCACCUUUCUUUGGAGGUUUUCUUAUCUCAGGUUUAUUUUUGUUGGUGACACACUGGUCCUGGAGUCAGAAAGACGAAUUAAAAUUCCACUUCAGACACAAAAUAGCUGUGUGAUCCUGGACUAGUCAUCUCAUUUUACAGACGAGGAACUGAAGCAAACAAGAAGGAGUGACUUGCUCAGGGUCACAGAACAAAUGAGGCUGGAUUUGAACUCAGGUCUUCCUGACUCCAAGGCUGUUACUCUUCAUUGUACCAUCUAUCUACCUUUAAGUGCCAUUCAGAUAAAAUAAUCACCUCAGUUGGACCUCCAGGCAGUUGGCUUAUUUUUUCCACACUUCACUAGGCAAACCGGCUGACAAGUUAUUAUCUGAAUUUAACAUUCUAUUCUCCCUUCUUGGUGUCUUCCUACAGGCUACCCCUCCCCCUUCCCUGGUGGAGGUGGGGGGGACCUUCCUCACUUUUGCUCUUAGAAUCCUUAGUUUCCUAAAGCUCAGGUUUCUCCUUCUUCAAGAUUUUCUUAAUUAUUUUCUCCUUCCUUAGCUUAAUUUGUAUUUCCCUUACCUUUGUAGGCUGUGCUUAUAAUUAGAAUGUAAUCUCCUAAAGGGCAAGGACUGGAUUUUUUGUCUUUGCAUCUUCUGCUCAUUAUACACUGGCACAUAGUAGGCUUUGUAGGUUUGGAUUGAAUAGCCUGGAGAAGAGACACAGAACUGUCAGAACAUGAUGGCUAUCUUCAAGAAUCUGAAGGGACGAGGACUGAUGUGCUUGAACCUGGAGACCAGAACCAAUGGAUGGAAGUGAAACAUUUCAGUUUAAUAUAUGGAAAAGUAUAAUAAACAUUAGAGGUGUCUUGGAAUGGA
Molecule: messenger RNA, 8215 nt
Organism: Monodelphis domestica (gray short-tailed opossum)
Lineage: Eukaryota; Metazoa; Chordata; Mammalia; Didelphimorphia; Didelphidae
Source: RefSeq, a predicted model, not a curated record